GCUCAUCAGAGCCAUAAAGAUAGACGCAGGGCAAGCAGAUCGUAUUGGGGGUGUGGCCUUAAGAGAGACAGGCAGGUUAAAUGAAGUUAAACAAAACUAGGGGAAGUAGCAUGCUAUGGACUGAGCAGCACUACCAGCUAAAUAGCUAAAGGGGAACUUUGCAGAUCUGUAAAAGCACUAGCAGCUGUUUCAAAGCGUCAGACUUAGACAGACAGCACUAAAGGAAGAGAGGGAGCCAGCAAGCAGCAGAGAGAGAGAGAGAGAGAGAGAAAGAGAGACUACUCUUGUUCAGUUUUAAGUGUGUUACUGAUCUCACCAAAAGCUUCCUGUGUCAGCACCAUGGGAAAGUCAGCCUCCAAGCAGUUUGCUGAGGAGGUGCUUCAGUGCCAUAAUGAGUACAGGAGAAAGCACCAGGCUCCUCCACUGAAGCUGAGCAGGAAGUUGAGCAGAGAGGCUAGCCGUUAUGCUGAAAGUCUGGCCAGCACACGGAUCCUGAAACACAGUGUAGAGUCCAGUAGAGGGAGCUGUGGAGAGAACCUGGCAUGGGCCUCCUAUGACCAAUCAGGAAAAGAUGUGGCAGACCGCUGGUAUGAUGAAGUGAAACAGUACAACUUCAACCGUCCUGGAUUCUCCACUAGCACUGGCCAUUUCACAGCAAUGGUAUGGAAGAGCACUAAAAGUCUGGGUGUCGGUAAGGCCAUUGCAUCAGACGGUUCUUCCUUCGUGGUGGCCAGAUACUCCCCAGCAGGAAAUGUCACUAACCAGGGACACUUUGAGAACAAUGUCCUCCCCGCUAAAUAAUCAAAGAUUCCCAGCUCACCAACACUUGACUGAAGUCCGGAGGCAUUUAUUUCAUUUUCCAGGGGAGUCUGAAGUUAUCUGCCUGCACUGCUAUGGGGGAUACUCAGGAGAGUUCAACUUCUUGCCUAAUAGACAACCAUACAACUAUCUUGAAGGGAUUUUGUAAGAUGAAAUGCAGUCGGACUUAAAGUCCUAUGUUUGUUAUUUGCAAAUGAGUGUAUGAAGAAGUAGUGCUUAUUUUAAGAAGCACUAAUGUUUGAUAUGACUUAACAUUUACUGUGACCUUUGGAUUGUAUAAUCUUGAUGGCCAUUUACUUUGCUUUUACAGUAUUUCAUUAAUUAAUGUCAAUACCUUUAUAAUUCCACACACUGAAAUACAUCAUAGCCUCACAUCAGUAUUUGUGUAUGAAGGGAAACUAAGUCAGUCAAAAGGACUUUACACAUUAAAAUGUGGAGUCAUUGCUCACUAAUUUAAAGCAGAUGACUCAACAUGCUUGUUAUGAGUUUGUAUCAUUGCCACCACUUGUCAAAGCAGAACCCUGCUGCAGUCCCAGAUGUGUGUUUUGUACUCUAACCAGUUUUGUACAAUAAAGUUGAUAGAUGCAUUUAUUUGCAAUUGGCA
Dicentrarchus labrax (European seabass) is the source of this 1423-nucleotide messenger RNA. It is a transcript of the gene glipr2l, whose product is annotated as GLI pathogenesis-related 2, like. Gene Ontology annotation, cellular component: extracellular region. NCBI's taxonomy places the organism in Eukaryota, Metazoa, Chordata, Actinopteri, Moronidae. The record is from RefSeq and is a predicted model, not a curated record. Bases 340 to 801 code for a protein of 153 amino acids. The transcript is spliced from 5 exons.